AUGGUCAUCGACAAGAUUGUCUCCGAACCUAGCCUUGUAGCCGUGCUAGAAAUUUCGGACCAGGCGCGCGACCAAGCACAUGCUCUCCUCGGCCUAAUCGACCAACAGAGCGAUGCUCCCCCUUCCGCUGACACGCACGCAGAGAUUGCCAAGCAGCAAAAGCAUCUGCUCACAAGCAUCUCGCACCUUCGCGGUUUACAUCGAAAUGCCUGCAUAUCUGCUCGCGAGACCAAAGCCCAAACCGCCGAGGCACGGCAAGAAGUCGAUCGCCUGCAUCUUCAACUGCAGAAUCUUUACUACGAGCAGCGUCACUUGCAAGGCGAGAUCACGGCCUGCGAAUCAUACGACCACAAGUACCAACAGUUGCCCUUGAUCCCUGUCGACGAAUUCCUUUCGCAGCACCCCGAGCAUGCCGGACAUGACGACAACGAAUUGAUGGUUGCCAGGAUUGAUCACGAGCGGACAGAACGAGAGGGGCUGGAGCAGCAACGCCAGGAACUUUUAAAACGCAAGCAGAAGCUCAUCGCCGAGAACAAGAGGCGCAAAGAUGAUUUGGCAAAUCUGGAUCAAGACCUCGAAAAAUUCAUUGACGCUGCAAAACCCAUCCUGGAGUUGUUUGAAAAAGCACCCUGA
Molecule: messenger RNA, 633 nt
Organism: Ustilaginoidea virens
Lineage: Eukaryota; Fungi; Ascomycota; Sordariomycetes; Hypocreales; Clavicipitaceae
Exons: 3
Coding region: 1-633 (210 amino acids)
Biological process (GO): positive regulation of DNA-templated transcription, elongation; mRNA export from nucleus
Cellular component (GO): THO complex part of transcription export complex
Molecular function (GO): mRNA binding
Source: RefSeq, a predicted model, not a curated record